Molecule: messenger RNA, 933 nt
Organism: Owenia fusiformis
Lineage: Eukaryota; Metazoa; Annelida; Polychaeta; Sabellida; Oweniidae
Source: the annotation of a GenBank genome assembly
UUAGAGUACAACAAUAAUGGUCUUUGUCUCACUGAUGAAGUGAUGUUUUUGCGGUACUUUUUCUGGGGAUUUUUCUGUGCAAUCUUUAUGGUAUCCUCGAUAAUGUUGCUCUACAUGUAUUGGAUGGUUCGGCCGAUACAGGGAGUGCAUAGACGUUCUGAUGGAAACAAGAUUGAACUCACCUGGCGAGAAGCUGAACUGUUAUUUACUGAAUUUGUUUCAAAGAAGACGUACAAUUGUGAAGUGGUCGAAGCAGUCGGUAGCACUACCAAAAGCCACGCUGAAGGCGUUCAUCUUACCUGUAUGGACCAAAAAUAUCAACCAAAAGCCCAAUGCAUCGUUUACUCAUUUGGUAUUGCGAAUAUAUGGCACUUUGAGGAUGCAUUUGCUAGACGUGGAUGCCAGGUGUUUGCCUUUGACCCAAGUAUGAAAACUGAAAGUCACAAACGAAUGGACAACUUAUGGUUCUAUAACAUUGGUUUAGGGAAAGUUGAUUCCGAUAACUUUACUCCACGUGUUGAUAAAUAUGUCGAUAAAUCUCAGAUUUUUACCUGGAAAUUGCGAACGAUGAAGUCUAUAAUGGAAAUGCUAGGACACACAAAUAAAACGAUAGAUGUGCUUAAAAUGGAUAUAGAGGGCUACGAAUUUGACGUCAUCUCGUCAAUGAUAGACGAUGGGACAAUAGAACACGUGCGGCAGUUUAUAGGUGAAUGGCACAUAUUUGGAGAUCAGAAAUAUGACUAUCCUACAAAAUAUUCGAUUGCAAAACGACUUUGGAAUUUUGGAUUUAAAACAUUCAAUGCGGGUGUUCAUCCUCGUUGUAAAAAUCGUUAUUGCUUCCAAGUUGAUUUAGGAUUUGUCAAUACCAAACUUGGAAAAUAAAAACAGUGUUUUAGAAAAAAUCUCUAUUUAGAGAAAAUUUUGAUAAAUUAG